UCGCCGAGCUCACGCUGCCGGUCAGUUGAACAUCAGAAUAGGCACCUUCGUCUCUCGGCUCCUUCAUGAUGUUUGACAAUCGUCCUUGUUCUUCUUACACUGGUCUUAUCAUACCUAAACAUGUUCGAUCGCCUGCAAGCUACCGACCCAACCACAUCCCGCGGCGAUACUAGUCAAUACUUACACAAGUCUGCAACACAGCCGGAUUUUUAUCGACCUUGAAAUCACGCAGCCAAGUCGGGGUGCCUGCAUCUACUCAAUAUUCUAGUUGCUGCUGUUUCUUGGCACUUGGCAGGGCCUGGACUGUUUCCAGCGUCUAACAGGCGGAAUACCUUACGCGAACUGCCGGACAGGAAACACAAUAUGCCGUCACAGGAGCCUCAGUCAUCAGGGGACACCAUAUAUAUCACAUCGCAAGAGCCGACACAAUAUCACGAAAAGCAGAACGACGAUCAAGCAAACCAAAGUCAGCCAGAGACAGCUCGGGAUGUUUCCGAGAAAGACAAGGACGACACGGAGGCGUCGAGUGCGGAAUCAUCGGCCCAGAACCCGCCUUCGUCUGGCAAAGAAUGUGCCAUCAAGCGGUUUUGGAGCGAACAAGUCAGCGUAGUAGUGGAAUUUGAGACUUGCCGCGACCACCUAGGAUAUCUUCGUACUUCAGUGGCCACGGCAGUCCUUGGAACCGUGGUAGCGCAACUCUUUGCUUUACAGGCGUCAGGCACAGGCUUGGGGUAUACGGCGGUGGGCAAACCUUUGGCUACUCUGUGCUACAGCUUCUCGAUUUGCAUCGUUUCGCUUGGGGCUUUCCGAGCCUGGAGACUCCAGCGUGCCAUGUUUGCCGGGAAGGCAUUAGCCGGAGGUUUUGAACUAACAACGCUCGCGUUGGGAUUCUUGGCUCUGUCGGUCAUUUUCUUUGGCUUUCUCAUAGCUCUAGAUGUCGUCAAAGAGUCGUCAGGGUAGCUAAGAUCGUGAUGUUACCUGCGUCAGGGGGUUGCAGUCAUAGGAACUAAUUGGGCGAAUUGGGGCAAUUGCUAAUCGAUCGGCGUCGCAUUGUCCAUAAGAAGA
Messenger RNA from Colletotrichum godetiae, 1065 nucleotides. RefSeq lists its product as uncharacterized. Bases 364 to 960 code for a protein of 198 amino acids. Lineage: Eukaryota; Fungi; Ascomycota; Sordariomycetes; Glomerellales; Glomerellaceae. The transcript has 3 exons. The record is from RefSeq and is a predicted model, not a curated record.